This is a messenger RNA of Musa acuminata subsp. malaccensis (wild Malaysian banana), 548 nucleotides long. The record is from RefSeq and is a predicted model, not a curated record. Lineage: Eukaryota; Viridiplantae; Streptophyta; Magnoliopsida; Zingiberales; Musaceae.
GGCCUUUCCCCUUCUUCGCCACAAACAGAUUGCACUACUUUGCCUUUCUCUCUGGAUCUUCUUCCGUCUGCACUGCUCUUUCUCGAGCUAGUCCGAAGGAGGAGGAGCAGAUCAUGGCGAAGUACAUGGAGAUGUUGGACAUGGGCGUGCGCAUCGCGGCUCGGUUCCACUCUCACUGCCCUCAGACGGCGCGCAUGUAUUACAAGCCGCCCUCCUCCACCUCCGACGACACCGCCCGUAACUCGUCUUCCUCCUUCGCCACCACCGCCCAUCCGGAGAUCUUCACUCGGGCUGCUGCUUCGCUGAUGGCUCCUCGGUCACCGGUGGCCUUCGGUAGAAACGGCGUCGGCUUGGAAUUCAUUCUUGAUACUGUCUUCUGAAGGUUGCUGAUGUGGGAAGACACAAAUUUUUUUGUUUCUUGAAAGAAAUAUGAGACUCAAUUCUUUUGUUCCCUCUUCUUGCCAGCAGAUUUCGUGGCAUGCGAGACGGUCUUCUUUUUAUUUUUAUUUUUCAAACCAGAAAUAAAAUAAAAUGAUGGUUGCUACAAA